Messenger RNA from Pieris macdunnoughi, 939 nucleotides. NCBI's taxonomy places the organism in Eukaryota, Metazoa, Arthropoda, Insecta, Lepidoptera, Pieridae. The record is from the annotation of a GenBank genome assembly.
AUGACCACAAAUCAAUCUCUUUUUCCUCAACCUGUCAUACCAUAUCUGUUCAGCUUGGAUAUUAGUACCAAUCCACCUCGGAACUAUCACGGUGACAAGCAUUUAGCUGGUUAUAAUGCAUAUAGAUCAGAGUUUGAACUCAAUUAUGACAGUAAUGCUGAAAAUAUUUUCACUAUAGAGGACACGCACUCUGAUGAUGAAGAUGAAUGUUUGGAUGCUCUAAAAGUAAGCCUCGUGAAUGCUUUUAACACUCGCCUUAAAGAAAGGCACAGAAGAUAUAGCAUAAUUCAAAAUCAUGGACUGAUAAUGAUAAAUAAAUUGUUUUCUUGGGUGAAAAAGUUUGAUGUCACACUCACUAGAGCAAAGGCGGAACGUUUGCUAGUUUUUAUGCAGUUUAUGACAGGUAUGCAAUUUGAUGCCUUUAUGGAGUCCAUGAGCCUUGCAGAAGCAUUAUUGCAAAAAUAUAUACUCUUGACAGAGUAUCGUAAAAAUGGUAUAAAAACAAUGCAGUCAGCCCGCCUCUACCGGCACUUAAAGUCUGAACAUGAGUCAGCUUUGAAAGAACAAAGAUACUACUCAAUGGUUAUGGCAAAAAAAUUUGAGAGUAAAUCACCUGCAAAGCAUAAAUUCAGUCUUAAUCAAAAUUUCUUGCCUACUCCAGGUAAAAAAUACAAAAGGUCGCAUAUGCCUUUAGAUAUUAUUGAUUUGCCUGGUUAUCAUUUGUUAUCGGAAAGUGAAAAGACACUAUGCGCGCAUGUACGAUUAGCUCCUAGGAACUAUUUAGAGAUUAAGAAUACAAUGAUAGCUGAAAAUCACAAACUAGGAUUUUUAAGGUUACUUGAUGCAAGAAGAAUUGUUAAAAUAGAUGUGAAUAAGACACGGAAGCUGUAUGAUUACCUUAUUGAAGAAGGAUUUAUAUCAAAACCUUUAAUGACAUAG